UUUAACAUGACAUGUGUGCACGCUGAGGAGUUCACUGAAAGCCCCACUAAUCCUCUCAGCUGCUUGUUCUUUGCAAGAUACAGAGGGAUGGUUCAGAGCACACAACAAGGAUUUGUUUUUAUAAACAUAACCACUUAUAUGGGAAUAUAUUUUGCCUAUCUACGACUGCUGGAAGGGAUUUGUAAAAUGGAUUUAUCAACAUUUUGUUUUGUCAGCUUUCUCCUGGAAAGGGCUCUUGUCAGAUUCAACAACCUCAGUCACCUAAAACUGACAGAUACAGCAGGUGGCUAAGGACUGUGACUAUUCUUUCCAUCAUUUACCACACUGUCGGCUGUGCAGUGCUGGAGUCUCCAAGAGGACGUACAAAUCUGCUUCUAUUAAAAAACUUUUAAAAUGGGCUGCACACCAUCCAAAGGUAACAAUUUUGGGACUCUGGGUUCCCUGAGGAGGAGCAGAAUGCUGCUGGCUGCACCUCAAGAAAGCCCCAGACAGUCCCUGCUUGAAGACGGAAAUCUUCGAAAUUCAGCUAUACCUACAGAUGUGGAUACAAAGGAGUGGAAGACAACUGAACAGACCCAGGUAUUUCAGAAGGAGGCACAUAUGACACCACAAAAAAAGAGAUCUGUUACUGACUUUGCACCAGAGGCAGUAAACAUGGAUAAACUGGGGAGUCAAGGAAUGGACAACAACACUGUGUCCCACAGAAAAGAGAAAAAUAAUGACACGCAGGAUGUAAUCGAGAAAAAGACUGGCAGAAAACCAAAGAAAAACAGGGGUGGGAAAGUUCUUAAAAAGAAAGACAAAGACAAGCUACCUGCAGAGAAUAAAGUGGACUUCCCAGAACCUCUGGUAAAAGCUCACCAAGCUGCUUAUGCCUUUUUAAAUCCAAGUAUAAACAAGUAUGAUGUUCUGCUUGGACUUUUGGAACAAGCAACCCAAACUCAGGUUUCUGUGCAGCCUAUGGUUGCUUUUAUGGCCCUACGCUACGAGGAAAUAAUUCAGGGCCUGGAAGAGGUAGCAGAUGAGGGAGAAAAAGUUUUAAAAGAAAAUGGACAACAUCUUGCUUGGACAAGUCAAAUGAAAAAUCUUUCAUCUUCUCCACCUCUGAAGUCUGGCUCUGCUAAUAGUGAGCCCCCACCGGAUUUGUUGCAGCAGCUGCUUCAGUACACCACACAGAGAAUGCGAAAUGUAAGCCAGACUGUUGGUGGAAUCGGGGAUUCUGCUUUGGAGGAGGCAGUGGAGUACUUUGCCUCAGUUUCAGAGCUUUUAGAGGAGAAACUGAAAGUCAAACGUACAGUAGAGACUAGGCUAAUGCAACUCUUAUCUCGUAUUGAAAUGGCCUCUCUGCGCAAGCCUGGGCCAGAGGACUCUGCUCUGCUAAGUGAGGACAGUGGCAUUGGGGCUGAGAGUGAAUCGCUUGCUGGAUCUGAUAGACGCCAUAGACGAGAGAGUUGUGAGUCCACUGGAACAAAUAGAACUACACCUGUUAGUCUUAUCGGACACACCUACAUUAACAUUACACAAGGAGUGUCAAGGCAAAAGUGUCUAAGUCAAAUAAGUCCAAGUGUUUCCCUCACCUCACUCAACUCACUCGAUUCUACAUGCACCAUAAUGGCUAAUGACCGAAGAGAUUCAUUACUAGGAUCAGUCUCUUUAGAUGAUGGGGAGGAAGAUGAAAAUGAUGAUGACGAGGAAGUGGAGAAAGGCAUGGGAGUAGUUCAUGUAAGGUUUAGAACGCGAUCAAAUUCUUCACCGGUAGAACCAGAACAGCACCCCCGUCGCCUACUCCCAAAGCGCAUAGAGAAUCCUCAAAAUGUAGAAAUGACUCUCAAAAUGAAAAAUGCUAUAAGUGGUAGGAUACAGUUUGUCCCAUCACAGAAUGCUGGUGCCAAAUCAAAGGUAGCAGGCAGUCCCAAAACCAGUAGACGCCAUUGGACAGAUGAGGAGGAACGAUCUCCAAGGAGGCCUCAAUCAGCAGCACCUGUUCGGAAGGCAUUAGUAAAAAAGACCACAGUGGCUAGACAGCAACGUUCCCGGUCAGCAGAAUCCCUACGGAGCAAAGGUGAAGAUCCUACUCUGCUCGAACUAGAAAGGACUCAGAAGGAUUUAAACCAGAGGUUGCAGAGGAUGAGUAAAAGCAAAACAGGAGUAAACGCAAGGACAGCUCCAUCUAAGCAAAAUCAAGGAAGCUCACCAGCACAGUCGCCAGCAAUAAAUCGCAAACUGCAAUCCUUAGAAAAGAACAGCAGUACCCAACCACUUAAAGGCAAAGUGGACUUAAUAAGGAGCAACAAUAAAAAAACGUCAGGAACCAGUGUUGUGGAAGACAAUAUACAAAAGAACAAAAAACUACACAAGGGUCCCAUAAAAGCCACCCCACCCCCUAGCCCUCCUUCAUCACCACGGCCAUCAUCAGGACUUCACAGAGGCAGGAAUUCAGUCAAAAAACUGAUUGAUACCUUUACUCAAGGAAUAGAGGAACUUGAUAGUCCUAAAGUUCUAGGGCCUCUCGUAGGAGUACGAAAGUGUGGUGUUCCUGUGUUACCUGGUUUAGGAAAUAUGGAAGCCGUGCUAAGUGCUGGGUUAGCUAGAUGUAGGCAUGAAUACAUCUCAUCUGAGAAAACUGAUGAUUUAGAUCUGGAUAGUCUUCCCCCGCCUCCACUGGAAGUAUUAAUGGACAAUUCCUUUGAGGGUGCCAAUAAUCUUACAACUGGUAAAGCAGAUGAUGGGGCAACAAAAGUUGGCAAGUCGCCUCUGUUAAAAAGGACUGUUGUAUCACAAAAAUUAAGGGCCUCAGUUCAGUCAGUGACAGUGCUGCCAAGCAAAGGAGGCUUGCCACAAGCUUCAAAGGUUGUUUCUCAUGCUAGAGCAGACCAACAGGACACGUCUACUCCAUCAAACUUUAGCAAACAAGUUGCCCAACUGGAGGCAGACCCAGGAAAAGAAAAUGAUGCUUUUCACCAUCAAGCAAGAAAGAUUAUACCCCUAAGACACUCUUCAAACUCUCAGAUAGAGAGAUCAUCAACAAGUUAUCUAGAAAACAAUCCACCUUCCAGUCAAGAAGGAUUAGUAGACUUUCAAGAUGCUGGCAACCUAUCCGUGCCUGGACCCAACACUACAGUGUCCACAUUGCCUCCCUCUUCAGUAGUCAAUAGCCAACCACCUUCCACCCCAACUAAGUCUAGGAGUCGAAUGUUACCAUCCACACCUUCUACGCCAAACAGCUUAUAUCGAAGGUUUCCUAGUCCCCAUAACUGUAAAAGGCAACCUACUCCACCAACUUCAACUAGCCCCCCAGUUAAUAGGGAACUCCCCACAUCGCCAGCAGUUCAGAGGAGGCUCCCCAGCCCACCUGUUACAAGGAAGAACAUCUUAAACUCAAACUCAACCUCCUCGUACCCUUUCAAAGCACCAUCUCCACCUGCCUCACCAAAAUUAAAAAGAUGGUCAAGAGAGAACAGCAGUGAAGACUCAUCUAGUGCUCGGAUGAUCAGUAAUGCUCGUUCAGUCUUCUGCCCUGUGUCCCCAUCCCUGUUUGAAGCCUCCAUUCCCCGACCCCCUCAAGCAUGGAUCUCUACCGGGGUGUCUUUUGUCUCACGUCCUUCGGGAAAUCGUGGAAGGUUUCCUGUAUGUGUUCAAGGACCUCGACCAUUCAUCAGACGUAGUCAUUCAGACCAAAGGCCAAGUCUAAGUUUACCACCAAGAUCACCAGGUGUCUCUGUGGCUGAGACUUGUGGGAGUGAGCCAGCAAUAUGCACACAGGGGCUGGACGAUGAGCCAAUCAGGUACGCUGACUUAUGGGGCAGCCAAUCAGACCUCGGAGCUACACCACGCUCUGCAUCACACCCGGAUCUGUGUGUUGUUGGUCAGGCCUUUCACAGAGACUAAAGGAGGCCAAUGAAGGGCCAGUGGGAUUAUGGAUUAGCAGGCUUUACAAAGGAUUUAAGGUGAUGGUGAUGGUGUUUACUCCACUGAGAAUAGACCGAGAGCUAAUUCUAUCCACUUGUUGUGGUCGCACACCUCCACUUCACAUAUAAUUAAAUUGUGUUUCAAUGUUAUUUAUUUAUUAAUUUAAACUUCACUGUAUCGUUACAUAUAUAUGCUUUUGAUUCUAUUUUUGCAUAGCAUGUAUUUCAGAAAUACAUUCACUCAUGCUUUCAGUUCAUUCAGAUCAGUGUUUACAUCAUCAAAAUGCAGAUACUAUUUAGAGUCUUGGUGGCACAGUGGUCAAAAGGUUCCAGCCUCAGGAAAACCAGUAAAAUACAUCUCAUACAUACACAGCCUUUGCAGAAACCAUUUCCAAGAUUUGUCUCGUGGAUUUUUUGGAAGUGAAUGGUUCAUGCAAUAAUGUCAUUGUCAAUAAUGUAAUACCAUGUGAUUUUUAAUAUAUUGUUUUUAUUUAUUUUCAAUGAGAUGCCAUUUUCUCUAUUGUCAUUUGCUGCAAUCUAAAACAAUAUCUGUCUGCCAUUAACUUAAAGAAAAGUAAAAGUAACCAAUUCUUAUUUUUCUGUUUUUCACGUUUACUUUUUGCUAUUUGUUUAUUAAUAAAAGACACUAACAAUUA
Hippoglossus stenolepis (Pacific halibut) is the source of this 4564-nucleotide messenger RNA. It is a transcript of the gene pcare1, whose product is annotated as photoreceptor cilium actin regulator 1. The transcript is spliced from 2 exons. NCBI's taxonomy places the organism in Eukaryota, Metazoa, Chordata, Actinopteri, Pleuronectiformes, Pleuronectidae. The record is from RefSeq and is a predicted model, not a curated record. Bases 394 to 3888 code for a protein of 1164 amino acids.